Arachis stenosperma is the source of this 6617-nucleotide messenger RNA. RefSeq names its product pentatricopeptide repeat-containing protein At5g57250, mitochondrial-like. Gene Ontology annotation, molecular function: protein binding. The coding region runs from base 86 to 3310 and encodes 1074 amino acids. The transcript is spliced from 3 exons. The record is from RefSeq and is a predicted model, not a curated record. Lineage: Eukaryota; Viridiplantae; Streptophyta; Magnoliopsida; Fabales; Fabaceae.
CUGGGCUAGGCUGAGAGAGUUUCAUGUUGAGUUCAGUUGCCACUUCACCAUCUUCGAUUCUGACUGAAUACCGUUAUUCCCUUCCAUGAAAUUGUUCUACGCAACAAGACCAUUCUCCUCCUCCUCCUCCUCCUCCUCUUCUUCUUCGUGCUCCUCAAAGAACCAUUCACUCCAAACAUUAUUGAAGCGUGGAUUCACCCCUAUCCUGAAAUCCAUCAACAUAUUCCUCCUCUCCCUCCUCCGCCACCGCAAGUUCAACCUCAUCAUCCACCUCUUCACCACUGCCACACUCAUCCCCACUAACCCUACCACCCUCUCCAUCCUCACAUGGGCACUCCUCCAUUCUAGAAGCUUCCAAGAUGCCGAGAAUCUCAUCUUAACUCACUUCACCCAUUCCCAUCCUCGCAUCUGGGACACACUCAUCCGUACCCACCAUGACCCUCAUAGGGCACUCUUUCUUCUACGCUAUUGCCUCCAAAACGGUGCCGUUUUACCCUCUCCUCUCACUUUCUCUUCUCUUAUUCACAGACUCUCUUCUCAGGGGGACCUAGGCAUGACAAUGGAGGCGCUGGAGAUCAUGACAGAUCAUAGGGUAAGGUACCCUUUUGAUGAUUUUGUUUGUAGCUCUGUGAUUUCUGGGUUUUGUAGGAUUGGGAAGCCUGAACUUGCAUUAGGGUUUUAUGACAAUGCUGUGGGUUCUGGGGCACUGUUGAGGCCCGGCUUGGUUACUUUAACUGCAAUUGUUGGUGCACUUGUUAGGUUGGGGAGGCUUGAUGAGGUUUGUGGUUUGGUUAGGAGGAUGGAGGAGGAUGGGAUCGGUUUGGAUGUUGUUUUGUAUAGUGUUUGGGUUUGUGGUUAUGUUAAAGGAAAUGACUUGGUGGAGGUUUUUCGAAAGAUGAGGGAAAUGGUGGUGGUGAAGGGUAUCGAUCAUGAUUAUGUGAGUUAUACUAUACUCAUUGAUGGGUUUUCGAAGUUAGGCGAUGUGGAGAAGUCAUUUGGGAUCUUGGCUAAGAUGAUAAAGGAAGGGAAGGGGCCCAAUAAGGUCACUUACACUGCAAUAAUAUCUGCUUAUUGUAAGAAGGGUAAAGUUGAGGAAGCACGUGGUGUUUUCGAGAGGAUAGGUGAGUUGGGAAUUGAGUUGGAUGAGUUUGUGUAUGCAGUUUUGAUUGAUGGGUAUUGUCGGAUUGGAGAUUUUGGUAGUGUCUUUAAGCUAUUUGUUGAAAUGGAGAAAAGAGGGGUUAGUCCUAGUGUUGUUACGUAUAAUACCAUAAUAAAUGGUUUGUGCAAGUUCGGGAGGACAUCUGAGGCAGAUGAGUUAUCGAAAGAUGUGGCUGCCGAUGUGAUUACGUACAGCACGUUGUUGCACGGUUAUACCGAAGAAGAGAACACUCCGGGGAUUUUGCAGACAAAGCGGCGACUAGAAGAAGCUGGAAUCGCCAUGGAUAUCAUAAUGUGCAAUGUGCUGAUCAAAGCAUUGUUUAUGAUGGGGGCUUUUGAAGAUGUUUAUGCUCUUUACAAAGGAAUGCCAGAAAUGGGCCUGGUUCCGAAUUCUGUUACUUAUUGCACAAUGAUUGAUCAGUAUUGCAAGGUAGGUAGAAUUGACGAGGCACUUGUGGUGUUUGACGACUUCAGAAAAACAUCAUUCUCUUCACCUGUAUGCUACACUAGUAUUAUUCAUGGCCUCUGCAAGAAGGGUAUGGUAGAAAUGGCCAUUGAGGCAUUAGUUGAACUCAAUGAUAAAGGACUGGAGUUAAGUAGAUAUACAUUUAGGAUGUUAAUGAGGACAAUUCUCACUGAAAAGGGUGCAAAAGAGGUUUUAGAUUUAGUUUACACAAUGGAAGGAUUGGGCCAAGACUUAUAUGAGUCAGUAUGUAAUGAUGCGAUCUUUUUAUUGUGCAGAAGAGGAUUUCUUGAGGAUGCAUAUCGCUUGUGCUUGAUGAUGAGAAAGACAGGUUUAUAUGUUACAAGAAACUCUUAUUAUUCUAUUUUGAGAAGCUAUCUUAGUAACAGAGAUAGGGAGCACAUGCUGCCCCUAUUGAAUAUCUUUCUAAAAGAAUAUGGCCUAGUUGAUCCAAUGAUGCGAAGGAUACUAGCAUGCUACCUAUGUUUAAAAGAUAUUCAUAGUGCCCUUCAAUUUAUGGAAAAAACAAUCACCCUUCCGGUCUCCAUCCUCAGGAUUCUGAUAAAGGAAGGUAGAGCUUUAGAUGCAUAUAAGCUUGUGGUAAAGACUCAAGAUAGUUUACAAGUCAUGUAUGCUGAUUAUGCCAAUCUGAUUGAUGCCUUAUGCAAGGGAGGAUAUCUCAAUAAAGCAUUGGAUCUUUGUGCCUUCGUUGAAAAGAAAGGGAUCACUUUAGACAUAGUUGUAUAUAAUUCUAUAAUAAAUGGAUUGUGCCAUGAGGGACGUCUUAUUGAAGCAUUUCGGCUAUUUGAUUCAUUGGAGAAACUUAAUUUGAUACCCUCUGAAAUAACUUAUGCCACAUUAAUUUAUGCACUGAGUAGGGAGGGAUAUCUGGUAGAUGCUGAGCAUGUUUUCAGUAAAAUGGUCCUGAAGGGCUUUCAACCAAAAACACAAGUUUACAAUUCACUACUUGAGGGUAUUUCAAAGUUUGGUCAAUUAGAGAAUGCGCUGGAGCUUCUAAACGAUAUGGAGACAAAAUAUAUUGAGCCUGACAGCUUGACGGUUAGUGCUGUCAUAAAUUGCCAUUGCCAAAAGGGCAACAUGGAAGGAGCACUUCAAUUCUAUUAUGAGUUCAAGAGGAAGGAUGUAUCACCUGAUUUUUUUGGGUUCUUGUACUUGAUAAGAGGCUUAUGUUCAAAGGGACGGAUGGAAGAAGCUAGGAGCGUCUUGAGAGAAAUGCUCAAAUCGAAGAAUAUUGAAGAGAUAAUUAACAUAGUUAACAAUGAGGUUGAUAAUGAGUCAAUAGGUGGCUUUCUUGCCAUUUUGUGUGAGCAAGGAAGUAUUCAAGAAGCCCUUACAGUUCUUAAUGAAAUUGCAAGCACACUUUAUCCUGUUCUAAGGUUAUCUACAUAUAAUCAAGGAGCUCACGCACAGAGGAACAUUUCUGAGCUAAACGCUGGUUUACAAUCUUCAAGGUCUCUAUCCUCCUCUUGUAGAAUUGGUUUGGAUUUCGGAUCUUGUGAUGCUAGCGUUGAAAGUGAUCUUACAAUAAAUAAUGAUAGUCAUGUGACAAGGUCCCGGCCACUCAACUUUGACUUCUAUUAUUCCAUGAUUGCCACACAUUGUGCCAAAGGGGAGCUACAGAAAGCUAAUCAAGUAGCUAAGGGAAUGCUUUCCCACCUAAGGCGAUGAGCUGAACAUAAGAAAGAAGAGAGAAAAUGAAUUCUUUCAAUGUGGGAAAUUCUCUAUUUUUAAUGCCAGGAGAGAUCACACAGUUGACAUCUGCAGCAUCAACCAGAUAAACAAGAAAAUGAUGUCCUAGCCCUCUGUCAUUCCAGUUUCUUUGACCGCACAAGCAGUCUGAAAAGGACAAUAGGGUGCCAAUUGGAGUGCAAGGGAUCCGUAUCUGACCUGUAAGAUAUAUAAAUGAUAAUAGGAGCAGGCACUUGAUUACAUGCUAAUUGCUGCUUUAAGCUUGAGAUUAAAAAAGUCAUGCUCUGCAUUUGUGGAGAUCAAAUGUAAGUACUUUUUCUGGAGACAAUGUUUUUUUAGUAUUUUAAAGUGGAUUGAGUUGUAUUUUCAGUUUGUUCUUUCAUUUCCUUACACUUCUUCCCUCCCUGCCUGAACUUCCUUUUUAACCAGAGAAUGGUUGACUUCAAACAAAUGAAAUCUACCUUACUCCUAAUGCCUUUUGCCCUUCAUGGAGGAGUUUUGAAUGACAAAGAACCAGAAAUGAUUUCAUUCUUAAAUGAGUUAAAUCAGAUCUCUUUUUCUUUUUUGGGUAUUUAGAGAAAAGAAUGAAGUGAUUUCAUAUAUAGAUCAGAUCAUAUUGGGUAUUACUUUAUUUUUUCCCCCAGAUCUUGUCAUUUUCCUAUGUAUUUGAUUGGAAAUAAUUUGGUAUCUAAAUGUUUGAAAAGACUUUUAUACCCUUCUUAAUUUUGGUUCCAUUUUUAGCCCAUUCUUUGAUUGGAGGGAAUUCCCCUUGUUCCGAAGUUGAAACCCUCUAUUUUAUAUGCAAGAUUUAGCUUCCGAUUGGGUCAGUGUGAAGCACGUGAGGCCAUAGAGAAUUUCUUUUAUUACUUUGUCAAACAGGUAUGUUGCCUCAGAUCAUAAAUCUAAGGGAAAGGGAGCCCAGUGCACAGCAUUCCACAUUAUGUUGCCACAGUUACUAGUUUAUACUCGGGUUGUUAUAAUAUGUUGUCACAUUGUGAGUUUGAGCUUUUGGUGAAACAGAUUAUGGUUUGCACUUUUUAUUUUGUGUUAACAUGUUGAUAUCAGAAGUAUGUGAUUUGGUUCUUUAGUUUUCUGAGUCUUCACUACCAUAUUAUCUUUUAUUCAAUUGAUUUCAGAAAGAAUGUAUGCAAUAUACUUUUAGGGACAUGGCAGUUUUUCUUUAACCGUGUUUUUGUUGCUGUAAGCCUGUAAGUAUAAGUCCUUGUUACUUUUCACAUGGCCACAUGCACACGCACAGCAUGUAACCCUUUGUUCUUUGUGAUGCCAAUAGUUGCUUAGUAAUCAAUUGUUCUAAUUCCCAUUGUAUUUUUCAACAGUUAAUUUUACGAUGCACUUUUGAGAAAUAGCAUGGCCUUACUCAGUUGCUGUUGACAUCAGUGUAGAAGUAUUUGGUUCUGAGCUCUCAUUCAAUGCUUAACAGGAAAUUUGGUUGCUUCGUUUUGGAAUGCAUAGACUUCCAUCAGCCACUAAGCAGUUGACAAUGAAUUCUUUGAAAGUAAACAAUCUGGUUAACAAGGUCAUAUCCAACAUUGUAACCCUGCUGAGCCAAUAAGCCGAUAACAGAAGAUCGGUUGUCGACGCCAGUCGCACUGACUGGACCUAUAGCCAUGCAGAAUACGCUGUCUGUGAGCUGUUCAAAGAAGCUUCCAGUGUCCAAAGCCAAAUCUGCACCUUGAGCAAAAUGGAAGGUAACCACUGGAAAUCCAACUAAAUCUCUACUCACAACCCCCAAAUAGCAAUAUAGCCAGGGAUAAGUUUCGAUUAUAACUUUCCUAAAGGACCCGCCGAGGAUAUUCCUAACUUCCUUGUAUAGUAAAUUUGCACAUCAUCAGGUAGGUAGGUGAGCGUAGACCCUGUGUCAAUGAUGACACCACCCGCGUCAUUCUCUUUCAUCUCAAAAGUUGCAGGAGGAAUGUCAAGCCUCCUUUCUCCUACACUUAUGCCUUCCAUGGUGAUGUAAUACAUGCCACGAAGAGCUUGAAAAUGGGUUGGAUAGCCUUCAAGAUCUGCUCCUUCGCCUAGGAUCAGUUGGUUGUAAUUACUACUUUUGUCAGCUAGGCUUCCUAUGCAGUAAGAGAAUUUAUGGCCUAUUUGUGAUGCCAAAGACAUAGGUGCAUUGUUUAGUCCUAGUAUUCCAUUAUACCCUGGAUCAUUAUUGUACACAAUGUCGCGGCCACACCCGAAUUCUAUGUUUGGUAUUUGAAUGGAACCUUCGUCAGAUGUCUCAAAGACUAGCGUUUCAUAGCCAAGGGUUCCUGAUGCAGACGAAUUGUCUGCGUAAGUGAUAAUGAACGGUGACCUAUCCAAGGGGUGGCAAUUGCAGCCUCGAAAGCCGCAAGGUGUCCUGCAUAAUUGGAUGUAGGUGGAAGACUUUGAAGGGCCAAAAAGUUGACCUAAAUGUUGAUCACAAUUCGUGCAAGGGUUGCACAUAAUCCAGAAGAUUUCGCUGGCAGUGUCCAUCACAACUAGCUGUGGGGUGGAAGGUUGGCCUACUGAGAUAUUUGCCAUUAUCGUUCUACCAGACGAGGAGGGAGAAAGUUGAGUCCUAUGGUCGCUGGCGGCCAUAGUUCCUUCAAUCCUCGCAUGCAAAUACAUGACACGUGCAAUGGAAUUUUGGAUGUCGAGUUCGAUCCUUUCUUUGGCUGUUUCACUUUGGUUGUAGUGUGGAUGGUGAACAGAUCUUUGAUGAAUGAGUUUGGUGACCAAUCUUUUAGGCUUUAGCAUUUGGUAAUUUAGCCAAGGAUGUGGUUGUUGAAGAAUUGGUGCUGAUAGAUAUUGAGAAACACCAGGUUGAGAAGGUUAGUAACAAAAGAAUCGAAGUUUCAUGUACAAGUGUCAUUCCACCUUCAGUUAAUUGAAAUGGCUUUUGGCAAGUUGUAGAUACAACUUUCUAAGACAUGUUAAUAUAUAUAGUAAACAAGGAUUUUGUCUAAUAUGUAUAUGUAUAGACAUAAAAUAAGCUUGAAGUCAUUUCUCUAUUAUCAAUUGAAAUGGUUGCAUUGCAGGUAUGAUUUGAACAAAAGAAAAUUGAUGGCAGGUUUGUAAACUAAGAGAGGUUUCAAAAGUGCUGUGCAAAUGCAUGAUUGUUGUGACAUUUUGUUUAAUACAUCCUCUGCUAAACAAUUCUGGAGAACAAGGAGCAUGUGUUAUGGUUUGAUGAUAUUUUUAAGAAGGGAAAUAUUUGUAUAUAGUGACUUCAAUUGACAUUUGAUUAUUGCAGUCUAAAUAAAUGUGGAUUUAACUUGAAUAUGCAUGGAGUGGAUUG